This is a messenger RNA of Callorhinus ursinus (northern fur seal), 3140 nucleotides long. It is a transcript of the gene ELP3, whose product is annotated as elongator acetyltransferase complex subunit 3. Gene Ontology annotation, molecular function: iron-sulfur cluster binding; acyltransferase activity, transferring groups other than amino-acyl groups. Gene Ontology annotation, cellular component: nucleus; elongator holoenzyme complex; cytoplasm. Gene Ontology annotation, biological process: tRNA wobble base 5-methoxycarbonylmethyl-2-thiouridinylation. Lineage: Eukaryota; Metazoa; Chordata; Mammalia; Carnivora; Otariidae. The record is from RefSeq and is a predicted model, not a curated record.
CAACUUUCCCCGAGGUCCGAGUUGGUGGCUACCUUGUGUGUGGUAGCAGAUACUACGGCCGCGGAGAAAUGAAGCAGAAACGGAAAGGAGAUCUCAGCCCUGCUGAGCUGAUGAUGCUGACUAUAGGAGAUGUUAUUAAACAACUAAUUGAAGCCCACGAACAGGGGAAGGACAUUGAUCUGAAUAAGGUAAAAACCAGGACAGCUGCCAAAUACGGCCUUUCAGCACAGCCCCGCCUGGUGGAUAUCAUCGCUGCAGUCCCACCUCAGUAUCGAAAGGUCUUAGUCCCCAAAUUAAAGGCAAAACCCAUCAGAACUGCCAGUGGGAUUGCUGUUGUGGCUGUGAUGUGCAAACCCCACAGAUGCCCACACAUCAGUUUUACAGGAAAUAUAUGCGUAUACUGCCCUGGUGGACCUGAUUCAGAUUUUGAAUAUUCAACCCAGUCUUAUACUGGAUAUGAGCCAACCUCCAUGCGAGCUAUCCGUGCUAGAUAUGACCCUUAUCUACAGACAAGACACCGAAUAGAACAGUUAAAACAACUUGGUCACAGUGUGGAUAAAGUGGAGUUUAUUGUGAUGGGUGGAACAUUUAUGGCCCUUCCAGAAGAAUACAGAGAUUAUUUUAUUCGAAAUUUACAUGAUGCCUUAUCAGGACAUACCUCCAACAAUAUUUACGAGGCAGUCAAGUAUUCUGAGAGAAGCCUCACAAAGUGUAUCGGAAUUACUAUUGAGACCAGACCAGAUUAUUGUAUGAAGCGGCAUUUAAGUGACAUGUUGACCUAUGGUUGCACAAGGCUGGAGAUUGGGGUGCAGAGCGUCUAUGAAGACGUGGCCAGAGAUACCAACAGGGGCCACACUGUGAAGGCAGUAUGUGAGUCAUUUCACCUGGCCAAGGAUUCUGGGUUCAAAGUCGUGGCUCAUAUGAUGCCUGAUCUGCCAAAUGUGGGACUAGAGAGAGACAUUGAACAGUUUACAGAAUUUUUUGAGAACCCUGCUUUUCGUCCUGAUGGUUUGAAACUCUACCCUACUCUGGUGAUUCGUGGAACUGGGCUUUAUGAGCUGUGGAAGUCAGGAAGAUACAAGAGUUAUUCUCCUAGCGACCUGAUUGAAUUGGUGGCUCGGAUCCUUGCUCUUGUGCCUCCAUGGACUCGAGUGUACCGAGUGCAGAGAGAUAUUCCAAUGCCCUUAGUCAGUUCAGGAGUAGAGCAUGGUAAUUUGAGAGAGCUGGCAUUUGCAAGAAUGAAGGACCUUGGAAUACAGUGUCGAGAUGUAAGAACCAGAGAGGUUGGAAUCCAGGAAAUUCAUCACAAAGUACGGCCAUACCAGAUUGAAUUGGUAAGGAGAGAUUAUGUUGCAAAUGGUGGUUGGGAAACAUUCUUAUCAUAUGAAGACCCAGAUCAAGACAUAUUGAUUGGCCUCCUGCGAUUACGAAAGUGUUCAGAGGAAACCUUCCGUUUUGAAUUGGUUGGAGGUGUUUCCAUAGUUCGAGAGCUGCAUGUGUAUGGAAGUGUAGUCCCUGUGAGCAGUCGAGAUCCUACUAAAUUUCAGCAUCAGGGAUUUGGCAUGCUGCUGAUGGAGGAGGCAGAAAGAAUAGCUAGAGAAGAACACGGAUCUGGGAAAAUAGCUGUGAUAUCAGGCGUCGGCACCAGAAAUUAUUACAGAAAGAUUGGCUACAGAUUACAAGGGCCAUACAUGGUAAAGACACUAAAGUGAUGGCCACACCAGCCCACCUUGAUGCAGUAUCCUCCCUGGCAGAAAAUAAAAAUUCAAGAUAUUUUGAAUACUCGGGAGAGAGGCUGAGCUAAACAAAUGGACCCACCCUGGCUCCCUGGCAAGGAGCUUCACCCUCAUCCUACAGCUGCGGAGACUGGAAACUACUUUCAGGGCCAGGCCAGACGUCUGCUGACCAAGCCCACCGAGCUUCUGAUGUUCAGAGCUCCCGCUCGCCCUCUCCUGCGUGUUCUCAAGUCACGUGUCCAGUUUCUAUACGUCUGCAUGAAGCCUGCAAUUGACCUACUUUGACUCACGCACAGUGACGAAAGCAAAUUAACUCAUUUGGACACAUUAUUCAUGAAAUAAAACUAGCUAUUGUCAUGUGAGGAAUAAACUUAGGAGUAGGUUAUUUAUAUACCAUAGGGACAAAAAGGUUGGAACAUAGGAAAACUGUUAGAUUUUGAUCUCUGGCCUUUGAUAUACACUCUGGCACAAGAAAAAUGAGCGUCUUUUUUUUGUUUGUUUUUGUUUUUAAUGGAAAUCACUCUGAUUCCUGUGAUGUUUGAAAUAACAGUGUGAUGGGGAGAGGAACCGAAGUCGUCGGUUGGUGUUUCAAGCUUAAAACCAGCCUUUCUCACUUGGGAGUCUGCCAUCUACAAUGGGCUGUUACAAGCACCCUUUAUUUCACAUUUUUUCUUGUCUGUAGUCCCUACACUCUUGACCCCUACAAAGCAGGGAGGGCAGCACUUCUACCCAGAGAAGUGUUUGGCUUCCCCUCUUGUCUGUCCUGAGCAGGCAGAGUCUGACAUGCCCCCGUCCGGGCGUGCGUAGCCCUGAGUCCAGAUGCACUUCCACAGAAGCCGUUUCCUGCCUUGUAAUUCUUUAAGAUGGGCUUUGGUUUGCUUUAAAUGAAGAAAGGUAAGAGCUCAACUCCUCUGAAAACAAAAAAAAUGGGAAAUGAGCCCAAAUCGAAAAAAUAGGAAAAAGAUGGGCUUUUUCAAAGUUUCAUAUUCUAGAAGUGCCUCUUUGUAACUUCCAGGUAGUCUGCGAAGGAGACUCCACUUGGAGAGGGCCAAUUCUUAAGACCAUGGCUUAACUCCAUGCCCCCUGGCUUCUGGGGCAUUUUACAAAGGUUUAGUAAAUGGAAUUGAUUCCCCUGAAAGGUUCAAGGAGUAAAAUCUUCAGCCUACAGAGAAGAAUCGUGUAAAGUGUUUUUCUUCUGCCUGUUACACAUGUAGUGACAUUGCUAUGAAUCCGUGAUGCUGUUUACUUCCUCCUGGGUGCCACGUGCCAUCUCAUUCGGCUGCCACACGGCACUGGCAUUCUCAGGGGCACGCCAUGGGGCUACAAAGGCUUGCCACACCUGUAAUUUAGCUACUUCUCAGUUGUGCUUGUUUUUCCUUUAAAAAUAAAACUAUUAAACUAACA